AUGGAUCUUUGUCGCGGCGGCGAGCUCUUUGAUAUGAUCAACGAGUAUGACCGCCUCUCUGAAGCUGACACCGCGGUCAUCGCCAAGCAGCUUCUAGGUGGCAUUGAUUACAUGCAUAGCAAGGGGGUGAUGCACCGUGACAUCAAAGCGGAGAACGUGCUGUUGACCGAAUGGUCUGCGACGGCGGUGGUCAAGAUCAUCGACUUCGGAAUCGCAGCCAAGUUUCAGCGGGGCGAGAUGUUCGAUAAGAUCUCAGGAUCACCUCAGUAUAUGGCUCCCGAAUUAGUGGGCCAACGAUACGACUAUCGGGUGGAUAUGUGGGCCUUUGGUAUUCUCAUGUACUUCACCUUGUAUGGCCGUUACCCCUUCGACGGCAACAACGUCCGAGAGAUUCUGCUUACCGUCCUCCAUGGCACCAUUGAAUGGGAGUCCGAUGAGCCUCGGCUGGGAGUCCGAAGAGCGCGAGCCGGAACCGUGCCAAUUCGCUUGGAGCUUUUGGUGGACCUCCACCAAAAGCUCCUCAACAAAACAAAGAAUGGAGUUCCACUGAAGAUUUGA
This is a messenger RNA of Durusdinium trenchii, 558 nucleotides long. The record is from the annotation of a GenBank genome assembly. NCBI's taxonomy places the organism in Eukaryota, Dinophyceae, Suessiales, Symbiodiniaceae.